CAGUCUCAGUGGACGCUGGAGUCAGAACGAUGCCUCUGAUCUGGGAUCAGGUUUAAUAUUUAGUUUGGGUGUUUUGGGGGUGGGGAAGCUGAUCCUGUAUCAGGUUGCUAGCUAACGUCACUUCCGGUUUGUUGGUAGCAGGUGAGCGUUUUGAAGUGGUCUAAUGGUGUGACUCAGGCGAUGUGAAUAUCAGCAUCACACAGCGAUUUACUGGAAUGUAUUUCGGAGAGAGAAAAUAGUUGUUUUAUUUCAGAAAGGAGUCAGGUGGAGUAGAAGUGGCGGGGAUGUGGGAAAAACGCAAUGGGAAACGUUUUCGCCGGAAAAGGACGCCCAAGUCGAGUAACAGAGCAGGACCGGGCUAUUUUGCAACUAAAACAGCAGCGAGAUAAACUGAAGCAGUACCAGAGAAAACUCACCGUUCAGCUGGAGAAAGAGAGGCUUCUAGCCAAGCAACUGCUGAAGGAUGGGAAGAAAGAAAGAGCUCUUCUGCUGCUCAAAAAAAAGCGCUACCAGGAUCAACUUCUGGACAAGACUGAGACCCAGAUAAGCAACCUAGAGCGCAUGGUCCAAGACCUUGAAUUUACUCAGAUUGAAGUAAAGGUCUUGGAAGGUCUGAAGGUCGGCAAUGACUGCUUGAAGAAAAUGCAUGAGGCACUGUCCGUUGAAGAUGUGGAGAGAAUAAUGGAGGAGACGCAGGAUGCCAUAGAAUAUCAGAAGCAAAUCGAUGAGAUGCUGGCAGGCUCCCUGAGCCAGGAGGAUGAGGAGGCUGUGCUGGCAGAGCUUGAGGCCAUCACUCAGGAUGAAGAUGUUCAACUUCCUGAAGUGCCCACUGAGCCCUUGCCUGCAGUGCCCGAGCUGGAGAAGGAGAGAAAACCAGCUAAAGUGAAGCAGGAUGGAGAGAUUCUGUUGGCGUAGUAGCCGACGAUCCUGUGAUGCGGAUUGGUCACACAUUAAUCAGCCUCUUAUAUGAAGAGGAGAGCGCACUGUAAACACACUGUUCUUUCCUGCCAGCUCUUUCCAUAACCUUUCUUAAACCUGACUCAACGUAUGCAUUGCAUGUACUGGCUUUAUUUAUUGAUGAUGAAGGUAAAAAAUGUCUGAUUUGAACAGAACCACUGAGCUUGAACAGAUCACCGCCAUUAUCAGUUGGAAUUCAUCAGCUUUGAAUCAUAUUCUUAUGAUUCACGUAUUGGAUUGACUGCCGUAAUUAUGGUGACGGUGGACAUUUAUACACAACUGUCUCCAUGUGUGGUUGGUAUUAGAUGAUCUUUGUUAUCUUGCAAUAUGUGAAACUCACCUUUUUGUGUAAGUAAAAUCCAUGUCAGUAUUGAUGAAA
Molecule: messenger RNA, 1336 nt
Organism: Pangasianodon hypophthalmus (striped catfish)
Lineage: Eukaryota; Metazoa; Chordata; Actinopteri; Siluriformes; Pangasiidae
Gene: chmp6a
Product: charged multivesicular body protein 6a
Exons: 8
Coding region: 301-915 (204 amino acids)
Biological process (GO): late endosome to vacuole transport via multivesicular body sorting pathway; vesicle budding from membrane
Cellular component (GO): ESCRT III complex; multivesicular body
Source: RefSeq, a predicted model, not a curated record